This is a messenger RNA of Aspergillus tanneri, 2208 nucleotides long. RefSeq names its product terpene cyclase/mutase family protein (gene ERG7). Gene Ontology annotation, cellular component: lipid droplet. Gene Ontology annotation, biological process: ergosterol biosynthetic process; triterpenoid biosynthetic process. Lineage: Eukaryota; Fungi; Ascomycota; Eurotiomycetes; Eurotiales; Aspergillaceae. The transcript has 4 exons. Gene Ontology annotation, molecular function: lanosterol synthase activity. The record is from RefSeq and is a predicted model, not a curated record. The coding region runs from base 1 to 2208 and encodes 735 amino acids.
AUGGCCGCCGACCACAUCGCUCCUUGGAAAACGGCCGCUGAAGGCCAUCUUCGCGCCGAUGCCAAUGGGGACCCCAAAACAGACUAUUCGAGAUGGCGUCUCCGGGAUGACCGAGGUCGCCAAACCUGGCAUUACCUCGAAUCGGAUGAAGAGAAUGAGAAAUGGCCUCAAUCGAUCGCUGAUAAAUACUUCUUGGGUCUUCCUUUGGAUCUUCCUGCAUUGCCAAAGCCAAAGACGCCACUCCAGUGUGCCGAAAAUGGCCUGGAAUUCUUCUCUAAGUUACAACUUCCGCCGGGUAAUUGGGCCUGUGAGUACGGUGGACCGAUGUUUCUACUUCCCGGAAUCAUCAUCACCUACUAUGUGACCAACACCCUGAUUCCCCCGGAGUAUGCAACGGAGAUUAAAAGGUAUCUCUUUGCGCGCCAGGAUCCGGAAGAUGGUGGCUGGGGCCUCCACAUUGAAGGUCAUAGCUCUUGCUUCGGCACCUGUAUGAAUUAUGUCACUCUGCGCCUCAUCGGCACCUGUGAGGACGAUCCUCGAAUGAUUAAGGCCCGCGGCCUACUCCAUAAGUUUGGUGGCGCGCUCUAUGGGCCGCAUUGGUCGAAAUUUUGGCUCAGUAUCCUUGGGGUCAUGGAAUGGGACUGUGUCAAUCCUGUUCCCCCAGAGAUCUGGCUCCUUCCUGACUGGGUUCCAUUCGCACCCUGGCGGUGGUGGAUUCAUAUGCGUCAAGUCUUCUUACCAAUGUCGUACUUGUGGUCCAAGAAAUUCAGCCAUCCUUUAGAUCGGCUUACCAACCAGCUGCGGCAAGAGUUGUACACACAGCCGUAUGACUCUAUUGACUUCAGAAGCCACAGGAACUCCAUUCACCCAGCUGACAAUUAUUACCCUAAGACAUGGCUUCUGAACACAGCCAAUUUCUUCCUUGUAAAUCUCUGGAACCCCUAUCUUCGGUUGCCCGCGAUAGUACGCCGCGCGGAGGACUGGACCUGGGAGCUUAUUCGUAUGGAGGACGAGAACACAGAUUAUGCAGGAUUGGGCCCCGUGAAUAACCCAAUGAAUAUGAUUGCUUGUUAUGUUCACGACGGCCCUGAUAGCUACUCGGUCCGUCGCCACCGAGAGCGCCUCCAUGAUUAUAUGUGGGUGAAGGACGAAGGCAUGCUAUCGAAUGGCACCAACGGCGUCCAAGUAUGGGACACUGCCUUCAUUACUCAGGCUGUCGUCGUUGCCGGCUUUGCAGAUGAUCCCAAGUGGCGCCCGUUGCUCACCAAAGCCUUGGAAUUCCUUGAAGACCACCAACUGCAAGAGAAUGUUCCCGAUCAAGAAAAGUGCUAUCGCCAACACCGCAAAGGUGCGUGGCCAUUCAGCAAUAAGACCCAAGGGUACAACGUGAGCGACUGCACCGCUGAGGGCUUACGAUCAACCAUCCAGCUUCAGGAGAUGCACAACUUCCCGAAACUCAUUUCCGUGCAACGGUUGAAGGAUAGUGUCGAUUGUUUACUAUUAAUGCAGAAUCCUACCGGUGGUUUUUCCGAGUAUGAAAUCACACGCGCGUCCCCCAAGGUGGAAUGGCUUAAUGCUGCCGAGGUGUUUGGUGGCAUCAUGAUUAGUUACGACCACCCCGAGUGCACUACCGCCUCCGUUACGGCUCUUUCUCUGUUCAGCAAGUUUUACCCGGAUUACCGCGCGGACGAGAUCAAGGCGGCAAAAGAAAAGGCGGUUCAAUACAUCAAGCGCGUUCAAAGACCAGAUGGAAGCUGGUAUGGAUCCUGGGGUAUCUGCUUCACAUAUGCUGCCAUGUUUGCUCUGGAGAGUCUAGCGAGCAUUGGUGAGACUUAUGAAACCAGUGACUACUCACGCCGCGGGUGUGAGUUCCUUCUGUCCAAGCAGAUGGAGGAUGGAGGAUGGGGGGAAUCUUACCUUAGCAGCGCGACCCAUGUCUAUACCCACCAUGAAAAGUCCCAGGUCACCCAGACUGCCUGGGCCUGUAUGGCAUUGAUGGAAGCGGGCUAUCCGCACAAAGAACCACUCCAAAGAGCCAUGAAGCUGCUAAUGUCUCGCCAGCAGCCGAAUGGGGAAUGGCUGCAGGAAGCGAUCGAAGGAGUCUUCAACCAAUCUUGCAUGAUUUCGUACCCCAACUACAAGCUCUACUGGCCUAUUCGAGCCUUGGGCCUUUAUAGUCGGAAGUUCGGCAACGAAGAGCUCUUGUGA